Messenger RNA from Scleropages formosus (Asian bonytongue), 1280 nucleotides. It is a transcript of the gene mfap2, whose product is annotated as microfibril associated protein 2. Gene Ontology annotation, biological process: embryonic eye morphogenesis. NCBI's taxonomy places the organism in Eukaryota, Metazoa, Chordata, Actinopteri, Osteoglossiformes, Osteoglossidae. Gene Ontology annotation, cellular component: microfibril. The transcript has 9 exons. The coding region runs from base 190 to 723 and encodes 177 amino acids. The record is from RefSeq and is a predicted model, not a curated record.
CACAUUCUUGCUGUCAGAAUUUUUCCCCUUUUUUUGGAACCGUUAGGAGCCAGAUGAGGCCAUAGAAAAGGUAAUGUGUCAUUUGCUGUGAUUAAAAAAGGGAAAAAAAAAAUUGCACCUUGUGCCCUUUUCCAUACUUGAUAUCCAUCCCAGUACAAGAGCCUAUCUACCUCCAAAAGCUGCAUUACCAUGAGGACCACCUGCCUCCUCCUCCUCCUCCUCUUCAUUCCCGUCCUUCUGUUUGCUCAGCAACAAGAAUUAACGGAUGACUUUUACGCUGGUCAGUACUUCCGCUUGGAGGAGUAUGGCUCAGAAUAUGACUUUCCUGUAGACCCUUCUGUCCAAGUGAUUCCGGAACCGGCUUCCCCACAACAACCGCAACUCCUCAAGCAGGUAUCUGGCCCCAGCCAAUCUGAGGCUCAGCUCCAGACCGAACCCACGGAACCUGGCCCCCUCGACUGCCGGGAAGAGCAGUACCCCUGCACCAGACUCUACUCUGUCCACAAGCCCUGCAGACAGUGUCUGAACAGCCUGUGCUUCUACAGCCUGCGUCGGGUGUACGUGGUGAACAAGGAAGUGUGCGUACGCACGGUGUGCGCUCAUGAGGAGCUGCUGAGGGCGGACCUGUGUCGCGACCAGUUCUCGCGCUGUGGUGUGGCUGCGCUGAGUGGCCAGUGCGGGUCACUGGGCAGCAGCUGUGGGAAGAGCUGUGGCAGCUGUUAGGUGCAGGGACUUGGGGGAAGGUCAGUCUGGAUACUGUCAGGAUCACCCCAAAUCCAGAACUCCCUCCUCCCUUGGCGACCUUGGGUCUCUGUGCCCCCUGCUUGGAACCAAAGAUUCAACCCGCUGCUUGUGUUUGACCGAAGUCUCUCCAUAUUCCGUCUCAUUACUCAACCCCCUCCUUAUACAUAUGUAAAAUAUAUUAACUUUUAUACCCAAACAAAUAUUGACUGAUGUCACUGGUGCUUUAAAACAACGGUAGUCGUUCAGAUGCACAUAAGUAGUUCAGUUCAGUAUUAUUAGUAUUCCGUAUAUUGUGGGAUAGUUUUUUUUUAAAAAAACUGUAUCUUAAAUUUUAUUUUGUGUUUUUUUUUUUUUUUUGUCUUUUCCUACUGUGGAUCUGAAACAAUGUGUAAAAGCAUUGACAGUGAUUUAUUUUAGCAGUGGGGGUGUGGAAAACUGUCUUUUUUAAGGUGCUUCUUCUUUGGAUCUGAGUGAUAGCUGACAACCAACAAUGCUGCAAGACUUGACACUUGAAUCUACACCGAUCCAAAAAAAAA